Moneuplotes crassus is the source of this 1376-nucleotide messenger RNA. The record is from the annotation of a GenBank genome assembly. Lineage: Eukaryota; Ciliophora; Spirotrichea; Euplotida; Euplotidae.
AUUUAACAAAAUUAAAAAAAUUAUGGUAAAUCUAGCAACGAAGAAAACCACGAAGGCAGUCGCCUUCGUGGUCAUAUUGCUUGCUAUUUUCAUAAAUGUUGGAAAUGCAGUUAUUUUUAAGAAGAAAGUUAAGCUGAAAGGGAGGAAUAAGUUCCAUUUUUUGACGAAGUUUGCAAUAGGCGAGGAUAAGACAGGAUAUACGAGGAUGAGAGCGAGGUUCAUUAGACCAUGGACGCAGGGGCUGGAUACACCGGAUACGAUACCGAUUGAUUUUAAUAUUUAUACGGAUGAUCAGUGGGAUAAGGUUAUUAAUUUGGAGGAUAAUGAUUGUUGGGGCAAAGCAUCUUUGCAGACGAUUGACCAGUGGCUUAAUGUUCCUACUAAUGGUGAAUGGACCGAGUCAGUCCAGCAUCAUCUGAAUGCUGAUAGGCAGACUAAGCUAUGGUUCUUCUCAGUCUGUGACUGAGAAGAACUGGCUCAUACUAUAUUGCCUACCCUACCAAAAGUUGAGAUAGAGUUGUUCAUGAUUAAUGAUGAAUCUCAUUUCUCUCAAGAGGAUAUGUACAUCCUUCCAUUUUAUGUUGUGAUGUUCAUAGUUUUCUUAAUAUUUAUGGGAAAAUCUAUCCUCGAAUUUUACAACGACUUUAAGAGUGAGGAAUCUGUUGAGAACCCUCUAAUUCCUCUUAUGAUCAGCAUUAAUGCUGACAUUAUGCAUCUUGGAUUCAUGUGCAUUCAUCUAUUUUUCAUUUAUAGUGAUGGAUCCGGAUUCUUUGUGUUCAGUGUGUUUGCGAGACUGUUUAAAAUUAUAUCACAAGCUACAAUGAUGUGGCUACUGAUUACUAUUUCUUUUGGGUGGACAGUGACAUACAAAAAUAUGGUAGAGACAGAUAUUUACAUCCUGACUGCCAUUUUUGUGAUAAUGAUUCAUCUUCUGAUUGGAGCACUAACAUACGUGGACGAUGAAGAGCAUCACAAAUAUCAUGACUUUGGAGGAGUUCAAGGGGUUAUCUUAAUGAUACUGAGACUAAUUAUUUUUGGAGUAUUCGUGUAUGGAAUUAAGGACACUUCCAAUAGCGCAGAUAGAAAGCAGAAGUCCUUCUUAUGGUCACUAACCAUUACAGCCACUACUUACAUUCUCUCAUUCCCAACUCUGUGGAUCAUCUCAAUGUUUAUGGAUAGAUAUGUAAUUAAUAGGUUUAUCACUUUCGGAACUUACAGUGCACAGGCAUUUGCAGCUUACUAUAUUCUACAUCAAUUGACAAAGAAAGGGUCAAGCUAUUAUAAAGCAUCUCACAAGUCAAAAACUCUUUUGCCAGGAGCCAAAUUCGAUUAGAAGACUUAUUCUAGAAUUACCGUCAAUCUUUAUUAAUUUUAGU